GGGGCGGGCGCGGGUUGAGGUGCGCGCGGCGCGGCUCUGCCCGCCGCCAGCCCGGGGGGGAGGGGAAUCUCCCGCCAUUUUUCAAUCCUCCCGCCCGGGUCCCGCCGCUGCCGGGGUCGCCGUGCGGAUCCGCCGGCUCCGGCCGGGCCCUCGCCUCCUCCCGCCAUGGCGCCGCUGCUGGGCCGCAAGCCCUUCCCGCUGGCCAAGCCGCUGCCGCCGGGGGAGCCGGGGGAGCGGUUCGUCAUCCCCCACACGCAGGAGGCCUUCCGCACCCGCGAAGAGUACGAAGCACGUUUGGAGAGGUACAGUGAGAGGAUCUGGACCUGCAAAAGCACAGGAAGCAGCCAGCUGACACACAAGGAGGCUUGGGAGGAGGAGCAGGAAGUUGCUGAGCUCUUGAAGGAGGAGUUUCCCAUCUGGUAUGAGAAACUGGUGCUGGAAAUAGUCCACCACAACACUGUAUCUUUGGAAAAGUUGGUGGAUGCAGCUUGGCUGGAGAUCAUGACCAAAUUUGCAGUGGGAGAAGAGUGUGACUUUGAGGUUGGUAAGGAGAAAAUGUUGCCUGUGAAGGUUGUGAAAAUUCAUCCCCUGGAGAAAGGUGAUGAAGAGGCCUCAGAAAAGAAAUCUGAUGGGGCCUGUGACUCCCCAUCCAGUGACAAAGAGAACUCCAGCCAGGCAGCCCAGGACAACCAGAAGGAAAGCACCCUGAAGGAGGAUGAUAACAGGAGGGAGAGUAUGAGUGACCGAGCACGGAGGUCUCCUCGGAAGCUUCCCACUUCCUUGAAGAAGGAAGAAAGGAAAUGGGUUCCACCUAAAUUCCUGCCACACAAAUACGAUGUCAAACUGAAAAAUGAAGAUAAGAUCAUCAGCAACGUGCCAGCAGAGAGCUUGGUGCGCACAGAACGUCCUCCCAACAAGGAGAUCCUCAGGUACUUCAUCCGGCACAACGCUCUGCGGGCUGGCACCUGUGAGAAUGCCCCCUGGGUGGUGGAGGACCAGCUAGUGAAGAAAUACUCUCUCCCCAGUAAAUUUAGUGACUUCUUGCUUGACCCACAUAAGUACAUGACUCUCAACCCUUCAACCAAAAGGAAGAGCUCUGGCUCACCUGACAGAAAACCUUCUAAGAAAUCCAAGGCUGAUGGAUCAUCCCUGGCUCAGCCACUGAGCCCUACUCUCUGGUGCCACGUGCAUUUGGAGAAAUCUAUCAUUGGCUCUCCACUGAAGGUGAAAAACUCAAAGAAUUCAAAAAGUCCUAAAGAGGAGUUGGAAGAGGUGAUGAAAAUCAUGUCUCCUGCUAAACUGGGUUCUAACUUUCACAUUCCAAAGAGGAGCCGACUGGGGAAGGGUGGCAACAAAUCACUGGACAAGAAGCAAAGAGGCAAAAGGGUUCUGAAUGGACAGAAGUCAUCGGGGAAAUCAAAGUCUCCUAGGAAAGGCUUGAAGACCCCCAAGAUGAAAAUGAAACAAAUGACACUGCUGGACAUGGCUAAAGGUACCCCCAAGGUGUCCAGGGCUCCCAGGAAUUCUGGAGGCACCCCUAGGUCGUCCAGCAAACCCCAGAAACAUCUCCCUCCUGCAGCACUCCAUCUCAUUGCUUACUACAAAGAAAACAAAGACAGGGAAGACAAAAAGAGUGCUCUGUCCUGCAUCAUCUCCAAGACAGCCAGGUUGCUUUCCAACGAGGAUCGUGCCCGUCUGCCCGAGGAUCUGCGGGGGCUGGUGCAGAAACGCUACGAGCUCCUGGAGCACAGGAAGAGGUGGGCCAGCAUGACAGAGGAGCAGAGAAAGGAAUACAUGAAGAAAAAAAGGGAGAAGCUGAAAGAGAAACUGAAGGAGAGAGCAAAGGAGCGGAAGGAGAAGGAGAUGAAGGAAAAACUGGAAAAACAGAAACGAUUUGAGGACCAGGAUCUCAAAGGGAAGACUUUGCCGACUUUUAAACUGGUUGAUACUCCAGAAGGACUCCCUAACACCCUCUUUGGGGAUGUGGCCAUGGUGGUGGAGUUCCUGAGCUGUUACUCGGGGCUGUUGAUGCCGGAUGCUCAGUAUCCCAUCACAGCAGUUUCCCUGAUGGAAGCUCUUUGCGCAGAGAAGGGAGGCUUCCUGUAUUUGAACCGAGUGCUGGUGAUUCUCCUGCAGACCCUGCUGCAGGACGAGAUUGCUGAAGAUUACGCUGAGCUGGGAAUGAAGCUUUCUGAAAUCCCCCUGACCCUGCAUUCUGCCUCCGAGCUGGUUCGCCUCUGCCUGCGGAAGUCGGACGUGCAAGAGGAAAGCGAGGUCUCGGAUAACGUGGACGAAAGCAAAGAUUCGGCAGCUUUUGAGGAUAACGAAGUGCAGGAUGAGUUUUUGGAGAAGCUGGAGACCUCGGAGUUCUUCGAGUUGACUCCUGAGGAGAAACUGAGGAUCCUGGGGGCUCUGUGCCACCGGAUCCUCAUGACCUACUCGGUGCAGGACCACGUGGAGGCCAAGCAGCAGGCGUCAGCUGAGCUGUGGAAGGAGCGCCUGGCUGUCCUCAAGGAAGAAAAUGACAAGAAGAGAGCAGAAAAACAGAAGCGGAAAGAAAUGGUGGCCAAGAACAAGGAGGUUGGGAAAGAAGAGAACAUGAUGGGAAGAAACGAGAAGAAAAAAACCGAGAUGAUGAAAAUGGAGCACCAGGUAGAAAUAGAAGCUGAUGAUAUGAUCAGUGCUGUGAAGAGCAGGCGCCUUCUUGCCAUCCGAGCCAAGAAGGAGAAGGAGCAACAAGAAAUACAAAUGAGAGUGAGGAUGGAGAAAGAAGCAGAGGAAGAAAGAAUUAGGAAGCAUAAAGCUGCAGCUGAGAAAACUUUCCAGGAUGGAAUUGCCAAAGCAAAGCUGGUGAUGCGCAGGACCCCGAUCGGCACCGACCGAAACCACAACAGGUAUUGGCUGUUUUCAGAUGAGGUUCCUGGCUUGUUCAUUGAGAAAGGCUGGGUACAUGACAGUAUAGACUACAGAUUCAUCCUUCCCCAUCAGAAGAAAGAAGAUUUGAAAAAGGACCACAGCCCAGGAGACAAGAGGAAGAGCAGCACUGGCAAUGGCAGAGGCAGCAGACUGCUCCGGGCUGUGCAUGCUGCAGACCUCCCUGCAGAGACCACUGCACCCAAGCAGGGACAGAACUUAUGGUUUCUCUGUGACAGUCAGAAGGAUCUGGAUGAGUUGCUGGAUUGCCUGCACCCCCAGGGGGUAAGAGAGAGUCAGCUCAAGGAACGUUUGGAGAAAAGGUAUCAGGACAUCACACAUUCUAUCCAUUUGGCUCGGAAACAGAACUUGGGCCUCAAAUCCUGUGAUGGCAACCAGGAGCUGCUGAAUUACCUCCGAAGUGACCUCAUUGAGGUUGCAACUCGCCUGCAGAAAGGAGGCCUGGGAUAUGUUGAUGUGACCCCAGAAUAUGAAGCAAAAGUGUACUCACUAGAGAGCUUGAAGGAUUUUGGAGAGUGUGUGAUUGCACUCCAGGCUGGUGUUGUUAAAAAGUUUCUGCAAGGUUUUAUGGCCCCUAAGCAGAAGAGGAGGAAACAUCAAGGAGAUGACUACAUUGCCAAGGCUGAGGAGAUAGAUGAAGACAAGAAAAUGGCAGAAGAAGCUAAGGUUGCUUCAGCCAUGGAGAAGUGGAAGACAGCAAUCCGUGAGGCCCAGACCUUCUCCCGUAUGCACGUGCUGCUGGGGAUGCUGGAUGCCUGUAUCAAGUGGGAUAUGUCUGCAGAGAAUGCCAGAUGCAAAGUGUGUCGCAAGAAAGGUGAGGAUGACAAGCUGAUCCUGUGUGAUGAGUGUAACAAAGCCUUCCACCUCUUUUGUCUGAGACCGGCGCUGUACGAGAUCCCGGAUGGGGAGUGGCAGUGCCCAGCCUGUCAGCCUUCCACUGCCCGGCGCAGCUCCCGGGGGAGGAACUACACAGAGGAUUCUGCUGAAGAUGAAGGUGAAGAAGGUGAGGAAGCUUCUGAUGAACCAGAUGCUGAAGAAGAAGAAGAGGAGGAGGAAGAAGAUUAUGAAGUUGCUGGACUGAAAUUGAGGCCCAGAAGGGCAGCCCGGGGCAAGCAGAGCACAGCCAUGUACUCCUUGAGGCAGGGGAGGCACCAAAGGAAGAAGCAAUCCCUGCACCCUGCCAGGGGACCCCGGCCGCGGGCUGCACCUGUCAACGGCGCCGACAUUGAUGAGCUGGUCCUUCAAACAAAGAGGACAGCACGGCGCCAAAACCUGGAGCUGCAGAAGUGUGAGGAAAUCCUCAGCAAGCUGAUCAAGUACCGCUUUAGCUGGCCCUUCAGGGAGCCAGUGACCACAGAGGAAGCUGAAGAUUACUUUGAGGUCAUCAGCAACCCUAUGGACUUCCAGACUAUGCAGAGCAAGUGUUCUUGUGGCAAUUACCGCUCAGUGCAAGAGUUCCUGGCAGACAUCAAGCAGGUGUUCUCCAACGCCGAGCGCUACAACCAGAACGGGAGUCACGUCCUGUCCUGCCUGGAGAAGACAGAACAGUGUUUGAUUGACAUGGUGCACAAACACCUGCCUGGCCACACGUAUGCACGCAGGAAACGCAAGAAGCUGUCUGCCAGGUGCCAGGGACUGGAGGAGCAGGAAGGGGACAGUGAGUCAGAGCCCCUCGAACAUUCCCAGGGGCGGAAAAGGAAGAAAUGAGGGAUGGGGAGACAAGGGGGAGAGCCAGAGCUGGACCAGGCCAUCUGGUGCUGCCAGGCAGCAGGAUGGGUUUGUCUGGAGGGAGCUGGGAAGCAGCAGGCACUUCUCUAUUAAUCCAGCCUUCCCUUUGGCCCAUCCUAGUUUUAAUUUUUCUGCUAUUUCCUCAAGUAUUUGGUCAUCCACUGAGUGAGCAGAGAUGACUUACUGCUUCCUGCAAAAUCCUCAGAGCUCUGAAGGAGUCUGUCCUGCUAGAAGAGGAAGGUGGGAGGGUAAGGGGAGGCCCUGGCCAAAGCUUGGCUGGGCAGGGGAGCAUGAAGCCUGCUCCAGCUCAGGCACUGUCUGCUUCCUUGGGAUGAGCUGCUUCCUCCCCUGGGUGAGCAGCUGGAGGGUGGUGGGACCUGGCCUUCUGCUGCCUGUGAUGUGAAACCAGCCUUGAGCUGGUGCAGGGAGGGAUCAUAUUGCUUUACAGAAGGUCUGGGUGUGAUCAGGCCAAUGGGCUGCUAGAUCUUGUAUGUAUAUAUUUAUAUGGUGGUAAUUUGGAGCCCCCAGUGAAGAGCUGCAUCAGGCGAGCAAGCACUUACAUUUAUGGAGAUCCAGCUUUCACCAGCAUCCUAACACAAGUGGCUUGGAGGUGCUCUUGCUUUUCCACUCUCUUCUCUCUCUCCUCGGGGAGCAAUCUCUGGAGGUUGUGCUCUGCAGAGGACUCUUCUGAGCUCAGCUCUUCACAUAUACACGGCAGAGAGGAGGCAGUUGCCUUCCCUGCUCCCCUCCAGCAGCACCUGAUCCUGUAGCCCUUUGGAUGAACAGAGUGCCAGCAGCACACCAGGGAACAUGGUUUUCUGCACGCCCUGUGGGGAGCUUCAGGGCAAAGGGAGCAGCAGAAACAUGUUCUGUGUAACUUUUUAAAUUAAUUUUCUAGUUAAAAGUGGCUUGUUUCUAGCUGUGACCUUGUACAAAGAACACCUGUAAGAUACUGUUGUCUUGCUUUGGCACAUGUACAGUUUAUAUGAAAUCAUGUUUGCUUUGUAUUUUUCCCCCCCUCUUAAAAACUUGUUUUCCUACCAGUAGCUGGAGUUACACCGGGGGAUUUGUUGGCAGUCCCCACCAAGUUCUCCCAGUCUUCCUCUAGCCACACUCUCACCAUGUUUUAUAGCAGUCCUUUCCCUUGCUCACCUCCCCCAGCACAGUCAGGACCAUCCCACACUGUCCCACCAGCUCUGCCCUGCCCCACCAGUGGGUCCUGCCACCCCAAAUACUGACAUUUCUCUAAGAAAAGAAUAUGAUUUUUCAUCACCUCUCCCUCUCUUUCAUGACAGGUUUUAACCAUACAAUCAGGGCUUGAACUUUUUAUUACAGUAAUCUAUAAUUUGGAACAAAUCAGCCCCAGGGCUGCUCUCUGCUGCUUCUGUAAGAGAAAAGCAAAAGCAGCUGUUGCAGCUCCUGUGAUUUGAGAAGAAAAGAAUAAUCAAUUAAAAAUUGUUUUGUGAACUUUUUAGGUUGUUUUCUUUCCCCUCCUCUCUCCCCCCUCCUAACAGGUAUUCCUUUCAGUUCUGGACUGUCAGUGGCUGCAGACUAGGCAGGUUUCCAGCCACUCCCCUCUCCCCAGCCUCAGCUCCCUGCCCCACAGAACAACACUGACAUCUGUAUUUCACACGUCCCCUCCAGAGGCUUUGUUUUGUCCUGUUCACAGAGAACAUUUUCUGCAGGUCCUACACAAGUGAAACCUUUGGAACUGUACAUUUUUAAAAAAUAAAUGUCAUUUGGGAGGGAGGGGGUUUCUGCUAAGGGCUGUACUUGUAAUAAAUUGGAAACUGAAAAAAUAAACAUUAUGUACUUGUGUUU
Molecule: messenger RNA, 6483 nt
Organism: Calypte anna (Anna's hummingbird)
Lineage: Eukaryota; Metazoa; Chordata; Aves; Apodiformes; Trochilidae
Gene: BAZ1B
Product: bromodomain adjacent to zinc finger domain 1B
Exons: 19
Coding region: 166-4641 (1491 amino acids)
Biological process (GO): chromatin remodeling
Cellular component (GO): WICH complex
Molecular function (GO): histone H2AXY142 kinase activity; protein binding
Source: RefSeq, a predicted model, not a curated record